Molecule: messenger RNA, 2055 nt
Organism: Eimeria tenella
Lineage: Eukaryota; Apicomplexa; Conoidasida; Eucoccidiorida; Eimeriidae
Product: enterophilin-2L, putative
Exons: 6
Source: RefSeq, a predicted model, not a curated record
AUGACCGCCUUAAGGCCUCCCCAACUCUCCGUCAACUCCGACGCAGAAGGGCCUCAGGGGGCCCCCCUUGCUGCUUCCUUGUUGUAUGAGAGCCCCUCUAAUGCCCGGGCCCGGGCGGGGGCCGCGGCAGCAGCAGCAGCAGCAGCUGCUGCUGCUGCUACUGAGAAGACAGAGCUGCAGCAGGGCGCCGCGCAAAGGCAGCAGAUGCUUCUCCACAGGCAGCAGCAGCAGCAGCAGCAGCUGCAGCAGCAGCACAGGCCGGGCGCAGUCCUCAGGGCCAGUUUAGCGCCGCGGCGCAGCAGCGACCCCCAAAACGGCAGCAGCAGCAGCAGCAGGAGCAUGCCUGCUGCUGACGGGUGGAGAGCAGCAGCAGCAGCAGCAGCAGCAGCAGACACAGACUCAGAAAGCUACCAAUCCUCGGACUCCGACGGGGGCCCCCCACAUCACUGGGGGCCCCCCACAUCUGCGAGGGGCCCCCACUGGCCUCCCUACAGCUCCCAGCAGCAGCAGCAGCAGCAGCAGCGGGCAGCGCUGCUGCGCAGCAAGUCCUUCUCUGCGGGAGUUCCUGUGGCCCGCAGGCGACACGAGGACUCUUCGUUUGCUGCUGCUGUUGCAGCAGAGCAGCAGCAGCUGCUGCUGCAGGCAGCAAAGCAGCGGGGCGAAGAGUACCCACAGGGGCCCCCGCGGCGGCAGCGGGGGCCCCCUUUCCAGAGGAGGGCGAGCUGCAGCAGCAGCUGCAGCGGCAGUAGCAGCAGAAGCAGCAGCAGCAGCAGCAGCAAAAUGGACAGACGCAGCAACGGAGAAAGCCCUGGAAGCUCUCUGGGCUUCUUCUCUUCUUCAGAUCUUGAGUCCGAGGGGGGCCCCCCGGGGGGCCCCCCGAGGGGCCCCCCUAGGGGGGCCCCCAGGGGGCCCCCCAGGGGGGCCCCCAGGGGGCCCCCUAGGGGGGGGCCCCUGGGGGGCCCCCACAAGGGCUGGCGGGAGCUGCUGGCUGAGAGGCAAAGGGCUAUGGAGCUGCACAUGCAGCAGCAGCAGCAACUAGUGCAGCAGCAGCAGCAGCAGCAGCAAAUGGCGCAGCAGCAGCGCAGAGCUAGGUGGGGGGAACCCAGGGAGUCCCCGGGGCCCCCAGGACCCCCGGGGGCCCCCGGGGGCCCCCAGGGUCCUGAAAACGUACCCCAAAGAGCUGCUCAGGGGGGCCCCUUUGCUGCAGCAGCAGAACGAGCUGCUGCUUCGGAAGGAAGCAAAAAGCAGCAGAAAAGAAGAAAGGAAAAGAGCUCGAAGAAGAAAAGCAGCAAAGAGACUGGGACUGCAGCAGCAGCAGCAGCAACAACUCCGGCUGCUGCUGCUGCUGGGGGUGAGGAUGUCUGGGCAGCAGCAGCUCGCGACGCCGCAGCAAGGCCGCAGGGUCCGCAGCUGCAGCAAGGCCCUCCGGGGGCCCCUCUUCCCGUGUCUCCUGCUGCAGUUUUUCCUUUUGCUGCUUGGCCUCCGGGGGCGCCUCCCUUUUAUGCUGCUGCUGCAUUUGCUGCUGCUGCUGCAGCAGCAAGAGGGAUGUCGACGCGUCAGCCAGACAGUGAUUUUGUUCUUGCGCAGCAGCAGCAGCUGCUGGCAGCCCAAAGGGAACUGCAGCAGGCAAAAGACGAACUGAAGCAGGAAAAAGAGAAAUCUGAGGGUCUUGAGAAACAACUACAGGAGCAGCAGGAGAACCAGAGGCAGCAGCAGCAGCAAAUAGAGGAGCUGCAGCAGCAGCUGCAGGAGCAGAAGAAGAAGGCCGACGAGCUGGCAACUUGCCGCACAGCAGCAGAAAUGCGAGUGCAGCAGCAGCAAGAGUCUCUCGAAGCAAUUGUGAAGCUGCAGGAGGAGACGCAGCAAACCAGGCAGCAAGAAAAAGACAAAUACCUCGCCGAGAAGGAGCAGCUCCAGGUGAAGAUAAAGGACUUGGAGGGGGACUUGGCCUUUGCCCGCGACCAGCUGCUGGUGGCCAGAGAAAGCCUUAUUGCUGCUCGGCAGAAGCAGCAAGCAGCAACAGACGCUCACGAGCAAGACCUCAAGGCCCUGCAG